Molecule: messenger RNA, 6897 nt
Organism: Acanthopagrus latus (yellowfin seabream)
Lineage: Eukaryota; Metazoa; Chordata; Actinopteri; Spariformes; Sparidae
Product: interferon-induced very large GTPase 1-like
Exons: 1
Coding region: 8-4810 (1600 amino acids)
Molecular function (GO): GTP binding
Source: RefSeq, a predicted model, not a curated record
GACCAACAUGAAGAAACAAUAUCAAGCACAAACUGAAACACUGCUCUGCAGACUUCACCUUCAAGACAAACUUCAGCAGAAGUUUUCACCAGCAGAUUUUCUUCAGAUAUGUCCACCUGUGAGUCAGGAUCAUGAGACAUGUGAGAAAGAUCUAGCUCAUACUUUCCUUCACAGGCUGAUGAUGUUAGACUACAGAGCCAGAUAUAUUCCUGUAAGACAAGACAGUUCUGAGGUCAGCAAUUCAAAGCCUGUUCCAGAUAUUCUUUACACAGGACAAAGUGCUUUAGAAGCUCUCUAUGGUAACACUGUCAACUCUGAUAAAUCAAAACAAUCUCCUGUGCAUCCAAUGGAUGUUCAGAUGGCAGUAUUUCACUGCUCAGACAGCUUUUUCAAACAGAACAUGAUUAGAAAGCUGUCACAGUGUCAGUACGCUUUACCUCUGCUUGUUCCUGAUCCAGUUACAAUGGACAUUGAAUGUCCUCUGUGGACUUUCAGACAAAUAAGAAAAACAUGGAAGAUAAUUCAAACCAAAGAUAAUCCAAACAUUGUCACCCUGAAGAGUAUGCCCAUCUGUAAUGCUAAAACACCCAUGGUGUCAUUUUUCCGUCUGGGUUCACUGUCUCAGUCUAAAUCUCAGCUGAUAAACACUUUGAUCAACGAGCGUCACAACACCUUCUUCCACAGAAACUGUCCAGGUAGCACAAAGUCUCGCUAUUUGAUGGAUGGAGUGGCAGAGAUUGCCUGGUACUGCCCAGCUGGUAAACCCAGUGAUGCCUUCACUGACUGCACUGCCUUCUGUAAUCUCCAUGGUGAUGCUCUGUUAAAUAAAAAACAGCGUGACAUACUGACUGAAAAAUCUUCAGUCAGUGUUGUUCUUGUCCCAACUCUGGAAAAAGAAGACAAAAGUGAAAAAGUUAUCUCAGCUCUUUUUGAGUCUGAAAAGCCUCUCAUUAUUCUUAUUGCUAAUAAUGAUGGUAGUGCAGUUCGGUUGACAGAAGGAAAAUACAAAAUGGGUCUGAACGACAGAAGCCAGUCAGAUGUUUCUAAUGAACUGAAAGGAAUCAUUAGAAACAUUUUGUCUGGACCACAGACUUCCAGCUUCCAGCUUGAAACCAUGACUGAGGUCUCUGGAAUCAGAGUGGAUGAAGAUGACAGUCUCUGCCAAAAAGGGAAAUCUGCUGCUGAGGGAAUAGUGAAGUUACUUCAGGGGAUGGAUGGUCUAAAGAUUAAAGACACAUUUCUCCAAUGUCAAGGUCAACUGUGGAGCAAGUGGUGCAGAACAAACAAAGACCUGUAUCGCCUCACAGGACACAUCGAGAAGGAGAAAUCUGAAAAGGAACAACAACUGAAGCAAAUACGACAAGAUCAAUGCAAAGCUUCCUGUAGUGAGCUGAUGAAGUUGUUCACUGAAAGCCUCUCAUCUUUGAAAUCAACAGACAGAGAGUAUUUCCUGAACUGGACUCAGAUCUUAAUCGAUGCCCUCUGCACAGAUGAUCUCUCUUCAAUUCUCCAAAGCUAUGAUGAAAAAUGGUCUGAGGUCUUGGCUUUGAAGAAGAAGCACGACAAGUCUGAUCAGUUAAACAUGAAGCAAACUGAGCUUGGACAAAUAUCAACAAAACUACAGUCUGCAACUUUUGGCUUGGAGCACAUGUUUAGAGAAAUGGGACAAAUCUAUGAAGCCCAUAAAUCUCUGAAGAAACAACCAACGAGUGGACAGACUGACUGGUCUAAAUACCCUGAGCUGGCUGCAGAGCUGAUGAUAUCAGGACACCCAAUGGAGCUGAUGGAUGGUGAUGCAGGUCAUGUGCCUUUAACUUGGAUCUCUAGUCUUUUAGAUGAAGUCAUCAACAAACUGGGCAACAAGAGAGUCUUUGUGUUGUCAGUUUUAGGCGUACAGAGCAGUGGAAAGUCAACUAUGCUGAAUGCCAUGUUUGGGUUACAGUUUGCAGUGAGUGCUGGCAGGUGCACCAAGGGUGCCUUCAUGCAGCUGGUCAGAGUGUCAGAGGAGAUCAAGAAAGACUUUCAGUUUGACUACGUUCUGGUGGUGGACACUGAAGGACUGCGUGCUCUUGAGCUGGAAGGUAACACCACUCUUCACCACGACAAUGAACUGGCAACAUUUGUUGUUGGUCUGGGAAACAUGACAUUGAUCAACAUCUUUGGAGAGAAUCCAGCUGACAUGCAGGAUGUUCUGCAGAUUGUUGUUCAGGCUUUCAUGAGGAUGAAGAAAGUUAAACUUUCUCCAAGUUGUGUGUUUGUUCAUCAGAAUGUUGCAGAUAUUGCAGCUGCAGAGAUGAACUUGGAUGGAAAGAGACGCCUGCAAGAAAAACUGGACCAGAUGGCCCAACUAGCAGCUGAAGAGGAGGGUUGUGAUGCUGAGUGCUUCGGUGACGUCAUUGCAUUUGAUGUUCAGAAUGAUGUGAAGUACUUUGCCCAACUGUGGGAGGGAAGUCCACCGAUGGCUCCUCCAAAUCCAGGUUACAGUGAGAGCAUCCAAGAGCUGAAGACCUUCAUCCUCUCUAAAGCUUCACAGUCUAAAGGGAUUACUCUCAAACAGUUCAAAAGCAAAAUUCAUGACCUGUGGAAUGCCCUGCUGAACGAAAACUUUGUUUUCAGUUUCAAAAACACACUUGAAAUUGCAGUGUACAGAAAACUUGAGGUCCAGUAUGGGCACUGGACCUGGACCCUUAGGAGCAACAUGUUGACCAUUGAGAACCAGCUUCACAACAAAGUAGAAAAUGGAAACCUUGACAAAGUUGAGCUCAGUUAUCUUCAUGAACAAAUGAGCAACACUUACAAAAAAAUCCAAAAUACAAUGACAACAUACUUUGAUGAUGACAGAGACAAAGAAAUAUUGGCUCAGUGGCGAGGCCGAUUUGAAAGCAGAAUCAAGGAGUUUCAUGAUGGACAAGUGAGAGAAGUCCAAAGAAAACUGGAUGAAGUUAUCCAGCAGAAGAAGGCUCGUAAAAAGCUUGAUGAAAAGAAUCAAGAGUUUGAGAACAAGCUGCUACAAAAGAGUAAAGAGCUCGCUCAUGAGUUAAAAGACAAGGCAGGAGAUGUAAAGGAACUUAGAAAGCAGUUCAACUCAGUUUGGAGUGGCUGGGUUACUGAGUUAACUGCAGGCACAACACCUAUUAAGGACAUCAACUAUCAGGAGGAUCAGUAUACUGUUCUUCAAGAGCUCGGUAUUGAAGGCACUCACAUAAAUCAAUCCAAAUGCAAAGGUAGAUACAAAAACAUGCCAAUGAUUCCAAAUUUCAGUGAUUAUGUGACUCUCACCAAGCACCAGGAGCCCAGUUUCACAAGCCAACGAUCCCAAGAUGAUCAGACAGAAGACAAGAAUGCAGAAAAGCAAAGAUUUAGCUUUUUCAGGGCUGUUAAAAAUAUUUUCGGAUUUGGGUCAUCAAGCUCUUUAUCAUCAACAAAACAAAAAGAACAUCUGCCACACGAACAGCAGGACCUUAUCAGAUCCCUUAUUGACAAUGUUGAACAACAGACCGCAAACAUACUUAAGAAAAAUCCUGUAGCUAAACAAGGCUACAAUCAAGCUUACUUACAUGAGGUGGCCAACAACACAAAAGAAAAAGUAACAGAAUUUGAAUCAAAGAGUAAUCUUGCUCUGAAGAAGGAGUUCACAGUUGAUCUUGUGCUGUAUGUAUUUGACAGAGCAGAGAGUUGGCUGACAGAGUCUCACAAGAAAUUCAAAGACAGCAACGAUGUACAUGUUUGUGUAGAAAGCAAGAAAGAGCAAUAUUACAACAUUUUCAGAAGCUUCUGUAAAGGAAGCUCGUCUGCUGUUGUGUUUGCAGAACUGAUCUGUGAAGAACUGAAGAGUUCCACUGUUGAGGCCGUCUGUAACAAGACUGCUAUUGGCAUCGCUGAUGAGAUGAAGUGCAGUUUCCCAGCAUUCAGUGGGAACAGGUUGAACUUAGAGAAACAUGUGUUGAAGUCACUGGCAGAGAAAGAGGACUUUGAUGGUUUUAUCACCUACAUCACAAACCCAAGGAAGCAAGUUGAGGCAUUUAUAAAAGAUAAAGUGCAGAAGUACAUCUUCACAGGAAAAAGAAACAAAGCACAGAAUAUACUGAAGAAAAAUGUUGAAGACAUCAAACAGCUUGUGAGUCAGGCUUUAUUUGAUGCAACAGAGGAAGGAGACAUAGACAUGUGGAUGGAGGAAUUUUCCAGUUUGUUGAUUGAUGAACUAACAUUCAACACCAUCUGUUGUCAAAACUUUAGCGACAUAAACAAAUUUGACUUUCUGAAAGAGGAGAUCGAGAAAGGCCUUAAACCCAUCAUGAAGGAGAUGAACAGCCUCUCACUGGAUAAGAUGAAGGACUUCAAGAAUCAGCCUGAUGAAAUCCUCAUUGAUCAGCUGUGUAACUGCUGCUGGGUGAAGUGUCCAUUCUGUGCAGCUGUUUGUACCAACACACUGGCUGAUCACAGUCCUGACAAACACAGUGUCCCUUUUCAUCGACCCUCUGGGAUUAAAGGAUGGCACACCAGAAACACAGAUCAACUGGUCAUUGAUUUCUGCACAACAUUAGUAGCAAGUGAUAGAUGUUUCUACCCCCAUCAUGGUUCAAAGGAGACUUUUCCUUAUAAAGAGUAUCCAAAGGCUGGAGGGGGGUAUGCAACAUGGACGAUUACUGCUGAUGGGUCUAAGCUGAUAUACUGGAAAUGGUUUGUAUGUCGGUUUCAACAGCAGCUUGAAGACCACUAUAAAUUAAAAUUCCAUGGCAGAGGAGAAAUUCCCAAUGAGUGGAGAACACACUCUAAAGAAAAGGCUAUUAAAAGUCUGGAUGAAAUGUAAAAUCUGCAGUGACCCAAAAACAGCUGAGAUCUCCUCAAAGUGACAGCAGCCCAAAAUGAAUUUAACUGCUCAAAAGAUAUGAGACUUGUUGAUCUGAUUAAAGGAGAGUAACAACAGAAACAAUGAGGAUGAAGCCUUUUAAAACUUAUUGAAACAGCACCUAAUUAUAUUUUGAUCAAAGAUAUUUUAACAGCUAAAAGUAUGAGCCAGAUAAGAAUUAGUCAAUCAUGUUUUUGUUUGAUUAAAGAUAUGCAUUUUCUUUUUACUUCAAAGGAUGACGAGGAUGCAUGAAAUAUUUAAUUGAAUAUUUUAAGGAAAACAAUAUUCAUUAGAGAAGCAGUAUCAGUGUCCAGUAUAAAAGGUAUAAAGGAGUAUCUAUAGCUUAGGACAUAUUUUUGUACAUAUUUCCAUCUAAAUAUAAUGUGAGCUAUGAUUUGACUUUUGUUUCAUUCAUUAUACUUUAACUAAAAAUCUCAUCAAACAGAUAUGACACGAAAUCAUUGUAUGCUGUAUGUUGUAUGCUGAAAUAUAUAUGAGAAGGAAACUUUUAUUCAUUCAAGUUGCAUCAUUCUUUUAUACAGGAUGUUUGACAUGUUCUUUUUACAGUUGUUCACAGUUCACAGAGUAAGAUGUUGAGACAAGGCGUACUGUCCUACAUGUGUAAAUAAUGUAAUUCAUUUGAAAUGAAAAACUGACCUUUUUUCUAUAAUGCAGAUUUAAUUUUAAGAGCGUCACAACAAGCAGCAUGUUUAGUAUUACUUUAAGAGUUUUAUAUGAAUAUCUCUGGAAUUUAGCUUUUUUUGACUGUUUUAGGGGUUAUGAGAGAAUUAUUUGUAACAUAAGUGAUGGAUAAGAUGAGUCAUAAGAUUGUUGUUGAUUGUGAAAAUACAGGAAACUUGUGAUUGUAUGAGACUUGUUGAGUUCCAUGAAAAAAGAAGAACUUGUUGUAGUUGACGUUUGUUGAAAAACAAUGGAAUUAUUUUUAAUUUUUUUGUUGUUCAAGUCAUCUGAGAAUUGUUUUCAUCUUCAUAAUUCCUUUUGAAUUGAUUAUAAAGCAUCAAACUUGUAUUUGAGACUUGUUGACCUCCACGAAAAGAUCAAAACUUGUGAGAAGUUGACAUAACGUGUUGAAAAACAGAAUGGAAUAAUUUUUCGUAUUAUUUUGCUGCAUCUGUUGUCCAACUCAUCUGAAAAUCAUUUUUAAAUGAUGAAUGAUGCUUUAUCUUAAUUUUUGGGGGAUUUCAAUAAUUUUACACUGUGUCAUUUUUAAUAGAAAAGAAUGAAAUGAAAUAGAAUAGAACUACUUUAUUGAUCCCAGACUGGGAAAUUAUUUUGUCACAGCAGCAGUGGGUCCACUAAAAUACACUCUGUACAUAACAUAAAUAGAAAGCAAGAUAUACACAAUGCAUAUAUACAGUGCAAACUAUACUAUAAACAAUAAACAAUGAUAAUAUAUACAACUAUACAAGAAAGACAAUUCCUAUGAAUGUGCAGUAGUAGAACCACAGGUAAUAUAAAUGGAUAAAUGGACUAAAAAGAACCCAGAAUAUGCAGAUGUAAACAUGUAAUGUAACAUGUAACAUGAGUAAAAACAGUAGAGAGAUCAGAGUUUAAAUGUCUUAUGUCGAUAUUGGAGUAGAUUUUCUUUUUUCCUACACUAGAUUCCAAUUUUUUUUAGAAGACAAAUUGGUGUUAUUUUUUGUUUGUUUUUGUUUGUUUGUUUGUUUAAAGGUAAUGACAAAAUCUUUUACAUACCAAGUCAUAAAGUGGAUGUUUUGAGAUUGAAUUAUUGAAAUUGUGACAAAAAAAGGUGUUGUAGAAGUUGACACAUGUACAAAAAAUAAUCAUUUUUAAUUUCUCAUUGACUUUUGAGCUGUAUCUGUCUUUGUAAUCAAACAUUUAAUUCUUCAGAUAUUUCAUUUAUUUUGUUAACAUCGAAUGAUUUAUUAUUAUUCUUUUUUUUUUUUUUUUUUACAGAAUUUGAUGAAUUAUCUUUCUCAAGUAUUUUGAUAAUCAUUUCUCUGCAUAUAAUUUUAGAUGUUCUGUCAUGCCCAUAUUGGAAUAGAUUUUUUUUUCUUUCUGAAAUG